Messenger RNA from Synchiropus splendidus (mandarinfish), 667 nucleotides. It is a transcript of the gene borcs7, whose product is annotated as BLOC-1 related complex subunit 7. The transcript has 5 exons. The record is from RefSeq and is a predicted model, not a curated record. Gene Ontology annotation, cellular component: BORC complex. The coding region runs from base 207 to 518 and encodes 103 amino acids. Lineage: Eukaryota; Metazoa; Chordata; Actinopteri; Syngnathiformes; Callionymidae.
GGGUCUGUGCGGCCCGUCCACAAUAUUGAAGUUCGGUUUGCGUAAUGUGGAUCGUGACGUCAACACAUCUGGAACAAGUAUUAGAAGAGCCACGUCUGUGUCUGACGGAGGAACUGAAUGCACCAUGAUUUAUCUCAUAUUUUAGUAUCGCGUCACUUUCUUUUGUUUUUGCGCCACCUCGCUCGCCGUAGCUCUUCACACACGCCAUGUCCUCCGCGGAGUCGCAGCCGCGGUUCGGCCAGUCGGUUAAAGGCUUGCUGUCCGACAAAGUGGGCUCCUGCAGCGGGGACGUGAUCGCUCUGACGCGCCAGGUGCUGAAGGGCUCCCGCAGCCAGGAGCUACUGGGUCAAGCAGCCAGAAACAUGGUGAUCCAGGAAGACGCCAUCCUUCACUCGGAGGACAGUCUGAGGAAGAUGUCCAUCAUCACGACACACCUGCAAUAUCAGCAGGAGGCCAUCCAGAAGAAUGUGGAACACUCCAGGAAUCUGCAGGACCAACUGAGGCACCUGCUCAAGUGACCAGCACACUACACAUGGACUCUUCCUCUUCAGCCACACGUCUUCACACUGUUGUAAAUAGUCACACCUGAAUUCACACGUCGUCCUGUGAUGUGAACACGUAACUGAGUUAAAAGAGAUGAUGCAAAAGAAAACUUGGCCUUGUGUGG